Molecule: messenger RNA, 951 nt
Organism: Pecten maximus
Lineage: Eukaryota; Metazoa; Mollusca; Bivalvia; Pectinida; Pectinidae
Exons: 3
Coding region: 31-429 (132 amino acids)
Source: RefSeq, a predicted model, not a curated record
AAUGGUGGCCAGACAUAUAUACACAAGACAAUGGAUAUACAAUAUAUGUUAUUGUUAGUCGGCCUCACAAUAACUUCCACUACAUGUACAGGUAUUUCAGGACUUAAAAUGCUGGUAGGGAAUUGCGUCGUCACCAAAAUUCGCCAGGAACGCCCAAGCAUCAAGCGAGACCAUUACUGCAUACGGGUGGGACAAUUUUACGUCUGCCGGGAAUGGCAGUGUUCCCGUGUAUCCUGUUUGGACGAUAAACCUGGGAUAGGCAACUGCAGGGUGUGUCCAGGCACUUGUAUUGACGGAGGGAAGGUGUACCGGGAGGGACAGGUAUUCCAAAGUGUGGACGGAGUGAACAUGUGUUCUUGUGGAGCUAAGAACGUAAAGAGAUGUUCCCAUCGACGUCGGGUGACAUUCAUAUCCCUGUGUCUCAUUUAACCCCGCAACAAUUUACAUUAUAUAGUAAACACGAAUUGCCUUUGAAUGACGAAGUCUUUGAAAACUUCCCCCAUAUCAACUUUGCUCUGUCGAAGGGAAUCUGAAUGUUCCUGGAUACAAAAUGGCGUUAAUAUUAGAUAUUUUGUUUAAAAGGUGACUGAAAUAAACGUCAUCCUUCUGGGAAAUACUAGCAGGAUUUGAGCGUAUCCAUAGUAACCGAUGUGUCUUUAUUUACAAUAUUUCGGGGCUUACGUCAUCAAUUUGUAAAAACCUGGUUCAAUAUAUGACAUUAUUUUAAAUGCCGCAGAUAUAUUUGUAUUGCUUAUGUUUUUCAUGUCUUCGUGUCGUUAAACAUACGAUUGUUGAAUACAUAUGUGCAGAUAUUUGCCAAUAUUAUACAAUUAUACAAGUACAUGUAACGUCUUUGGUUGAGGUCAAUAGCUGUGUGUAUCAACUUAGACGAAGAUAUUAACCUAGGACGCAGUAUUUAUGACACAAAAGUUAAACAAAUAAAAAUAACAA